Messenger RNA from Parnassius apollo (apollo), 312 nucleotides. The record is from the annotation of a GenBank genome assembly. NCBI's taxonomy places the organism in Eukaryota, Metazoa, Arthropoda, Insecta, Lepidoptera, Papilionidae.
AUGUCAGCGAGAAAGAAAUUAGCGGAAGACGUGAUUCAAAAUCUUGUGGAUAAUCUUGAGGAUAUUUCCGACUUGUCGGAAUGUGAUGAGAAUGAUGACCCGUGUUGGGGAGAUUUUGUUUCUAGUCCUGCAGAUUCCUAUAUAAGUUUACCAGCAGAACAGGUCCUUGAAAGACGUCUAGAGGAAAUGUUUGGACCAGAAGUCAAUUACGAAGACGUUUUUCCAGGGACAGAAGUUAUAGAGCAACAAAAUGUCAAUCUUUUAGAAAUUUUAGAGUCUGUAAUCACAAUAUUUCUCGGGUACCUAGUCUAG